ACCCCAUGUAUAUAAACACGCAUUAAGUGGGAAUUACUUCCUGGUUGAGGUACACAGGUGUGAAGAGGAGAACAGCGCCAUAUAUCGACGAUGACUUCCGACAAACUGCUAGUGGCUGCGAUAGACUUCGGGACGACCUAUUCUGGUUACGCCUUCUCUACAACAGCUGAAUAUAAGGACAACCCGCUGAAGAUCCACUCGAACCAGGCAUGGGUGGCUGGCGGCAAAUCCUUACUCUCACUCAAAACCCCGACCUGUCUUCUCCUGGACAAAAACGAAAAACUGGUGUCGUUCGGGUACGAGGCUGAGAAUACCUACUCGGAUCUUCUUAUGGAUGACAAAGCAGCCGAUUACUACUAUUUCCAGAGAUUCAAGAUGAAGCUUCAUCAAAAUUCUGAUUUGUCAAAGUCUACCAAGGUAAAAGACGUCACAGGAAAGGCAUUAAACGCAUUGGACGUUUUUGCAAAGUCUAUAAGCGCCCUGAAGUUACACCUGAUGGGAACUCUGGAAAACCAGGCGACAGGCAUCAAGCCAACCGAGAUCCAAUGGGUCCUUACAGUGCCAGCUAUCUGGUCUGAUACAGCCAAACAGUUUAUGCGCUCAGCAGCUGAACAGGCCGGUAUUCCUGGAAACCAGUUGAAGAUAGCGUUAGAACCGGAGGCAGCCUCAAUGUACUGUCAGCAUCUUCCCCUAGACAAGCUGACUGGGGCUGGGACAGGUUUCUCCGUCACCAAGAAGGGCACAAAGUACAUGGUGAUUGACCUCGGAGGAGGAACUGCCGACAUCACUGUGCAUGAGAAACUUGAGGGUGGUAAACUGAAGGAGCUAUACAAGGCUAGUGGAGGGGCCUGUGGUGGUACCGCCGUCGACAGCAAAUUUGUCCAGUCUGCGUUCAUCAAGGUGGUAGGAAACCCCGUCAUGACAGAUCUGGCGGAACAGUUCCCAGGUAGCUACUUGGACCUAUACAGAGAAUUUGAGACCGUUAAGAGGACCGUCACGCCAACGAAAGAGGGCAAGGUCAACUUAACCAUUCCUAUUGUGGCCAUCAAUACUGUGAUGGAGGAUUCUGGGGAGACGUUUAAGGACGCCCUUGCGAAGAGUACGAUGUCAGAUAAGGUCUUGCUGCUUGGUGAUAAACUCAGGAUAGAUGCAAAAAUGAUGAAAGAAGUCUUCUUCGGUGAGGUAAUCAAGGAGAUAGUCAAACAUCUAGAAGAUAUCCUCAAAAGGCGAGAAACGAAUGGGGUUUCAAUUUUGCUACUUGUUGGUGGGUUUUCGGAAUCACCAAUGGUGCAGGCGGCCAUCCGGAAGGCUUUUCCUGACAAGCGAGUCAUCAUACCAGACGAGGCCGGUUUGUCAGUGUUGAAAGGUGCGGUCAUAUAUGGGCAUACCCCGGAAACAAUCACUUCCCGUAUCAUCAGAUACUCAUAUGGGGCACGCAUUGUACCAGAUUUCAACCCUCGUAAACACAGAAAUGACAAGAAAUGUAGAAUAGCCGAUACAGAUAGAUGUCUCGAUGUUUUCUCCAGCUUUAUGAAAGCGGGAACAUCUGUGCCCCUGCACCAUAAAGAGAUCAGUGGCUAUUCCACCACAACGCCGUGUCAAACGAGCAUGAUGCUGAAAAUAUAUCACUCUCCGGAGGAAUCGCCAGAAUACACCGAUGACGAUGACUGCGAACCCUUGGGAGAAAUGGAAAUCGAAGUGCCUGACCCAUCAAAUGAAGAAAGAUCUUUGAUUGUACUUUACGAAUUUGGCGAUACAGAGCUCAAAGUAACUGCCGUAGAGGAAAAGUCAAAGAAACCUUGCAGAGCCGAAUUCAAACUUCUGUGACAUCAGUACAAAUAAUAUUAAAUUAGUGUGGGCACACUUCCAAAAAGGAUGGAGGUUGUGUCACUGUUUGGUUAACAUGCGCACGCUUGCAAAGCAUGAUAGUACAUUUUAAGAGUUUUAUGAUCACCGAAUAUGGCGUUUAGGCUUCGUUAACAUAUAUAAAACAAUAUAGUUUACAUGUAACAUGCGAUAGGGAACUCUCACAUCCAAUGGCCAAGUUCUCUGUUGCUUAAUUACUGUGCCAGUUCAACGGAACCAUAUGCUACGUUGCUGGAGAAGCAAGCUUGCCAGUAAGGCAGUAUUUCCCUGUCUUAUUCCUUGACUGUUCCGGAGGGUCGGCACAAAUCAUUCGCCACUUGUAUGGACGACAAUAACUCAUGGAAAUUUAACAGAGGUGUUACAUGUUACACUCUACAAUAAAUUAAUAUAAAUAGCCAA
Molecule: messenger RNA, 2265 nt
Organism: Mizuhopecten yessoensis (Yesso scallop)
Lineage: Eukaryota; Metazoa; Mollusca; Bivalvia; Pectinida; Pectinidae
Product: heat shock 70 kDa protein 12A-like
Exons: 5
Coding region: 91-1827 (578 amino acids)
Molecular function (GO): ATP-dependent protein folding chaperone; ATP binding
Source: RefSeq, a predicted model, not a curated record